Messenger RNA from Cyprinus carpio (common carp), 1878 nucleotides. RefSeq names its product RAB6A-GEF complex partner protein 2-like. NCBI's taxonomy places the organism in Eukaryota, Metazoa, Chordata, Actinopteri, Cypriniformes, Cyprinidae. Gene Ontology annotation, cellular component: Ric1-Rgp1 guanyl-nucleotide exchange factor complex; Golgi membrane. Gene Ontology annotation, biological process: retrograde transport, endosome to Golgi. The record is from RefSeq and is a predicted model, not a curated record.
CGUUCACAAAUUGGACGUCGCUAUACCGGAGUUAGGAAAAAGAGAUGACGUCUUGUACUUUCCCAUGAUGUAUUUUACUGAGUAAAUCAAAAUAAUAGGCACAACGAAGUUUUUUCUCAAGUCUAGUUCCAUGUCAUGGACGCGUUUGUUUUUGUAUUUAUGAAUGUAACUUGAACAGCGUUUGGAAAAACUCAGGGAAACCUUAUUAUGGCCAAGAAAAGUCUCCGGUUGUUUUGUUUUUAAGUAGCUGGAGCGUCGCCGGUCUACACUUUUCCUUUAACUUCUGUGGUCAGGAAUACGAAGUAGAAAAAAAAUCGACGAGAAGAAAAUAAAAGAAACAACUUCGAGAUGAUUGAGGUGGUGGCAUCAAUGGCACGAGGGCCUGUGUUUUUGGCUGGGGAAGCUUUAGAGUGUCUUAUAACCUUCACAAACCCUAUGUCACAUCUGUCUACAUCUGCCAGCAGUGAGAUGUUGGCCUGGGCCAGUGCUCAGAUCCACUGCCAGGUCCAUGCCAGUGAGAAUCGUGUGGCUCUACCCGCUCAGGGCACCAAGCAGGACGUCCAAGCUGAGAGCGACACUGUACUGAUACCAAGCAGAGGUGAACGAGGGCAGUGUGUGCUGGACACGCCACCUAAGAUCUUGUUCUGUGACCUUCGUUUGGAUCCUGGAGAGAGCAAGACCUAUUCUUAUAGUGAGGUUGUGCCAACUGAUGGUCCGCCCAGUUUCCGAGGUCAGGCAGUGAAAUACGUGUACAAGCUCACGAUUGGCUGCCAGCGAGUCAACUCACCAAUCAAGUUACUGCGAGUCCCUUUUAGAGUUCUAGUGCUUCAUGGCAUGCCAGAGCCUCCGUUCCCACGGGACGAGGAAGUGGCUCCCUCAAACCCUUUCCUGGAGGAAGAGGAAGGAAGCAGGAGAGAUACAAGAUCGCUAGAAAGAGCUCUGGACAUGCUAAUGAUCACCACCUCACGACGAUGCCCAUAUAUGUUCAACAUCACAAACAUGCGGGGAAAGGUGGCUAAGUUCUGCAUCUUUAAGACUGUGUACAGGCUCGGGGAAGAUAUUAUUGGCACCUUCACAUUCUCAGAAGGGGACAUUCCAUGUUUACAGUAUUCAGUAAGUCUACAAAGUGAGGAGGAGGUCCAAGAGCAGUACCAGAGAUGUCCCGGCCAGGCUGUCAGUGUCACUGGUCAUGGCCGACAUCUAGAGUCCUGCUUGCACACAGCCUCCAGCCAUUUCUCUCUCCCUGUACCCCUUAAUGUCACGCCAGGAUUCACCACGGAUAUAGUGAUGUUAAGAUGGCGUCUGCAUUUUGAGUUCGUAACAGCGCGGGAGCCAGUGGAGGCACCAGUGGUUCUGCAGAAUCAGUCAGAAGUCACAGUAUGGACUGGGGCAGAGCAUGUGGAUGUGGACACCUUCAGUUGGGACCUUCCAAUCAAAGUGCUUCCCACAAAUCCCACGCUGGCUUCAUAUGUUUCCCAGUUCACAGGGACAAACAGCAUCAACAUUUGAGUUGUGCUGGGAGAUCGUAAAACUAAAAAGUUAUUGUUGUUGUGAGAUGUCUUGUUAGCAGUCUGUAUUUUGAAUUCAAAGGUAGCUUAUAUUUGGAGUUGUUUUAUUGUUUUUUUUUUUAUCUUUUGCCGUGCAAUGAGAUGAUAAAUCUUUAUUUAAGCUACUUUACAUUUCAGCCUUGACCAACAGACUGCUUUACCUACUGUAAUGCAAAGAUUUCUGUAUUUAUUGCCUAUAUUUCAUUUGUAUGCUCCAGACUAUAAUGACAAAUGGUUUCUAUUGUAUUUCAGUUUUCUAUUACAAGCUAUUUUGUACCAUUUCUCUAUAUGCAAACCAUAACUGAAUAAAACUGUUACUGAGUUAUUGUCA